Messenger RNA from Struthio camelus australis, 3730 nucleotides. The record is from RefSeq and is a predicted model, not a curated record. NCBI's taxonomy places the organism in Eukaryota, Metazoa, Chordata, Aves, Struthioniformes, Struthionidae.
GUGACAGGAAUAUCCUUAUUACAGUGCUGUGGUUCUCAAUAGGCAGUGCACUCGCCACCUUUCUCCUGGAGCUGCUCAAGCCUUUAAGCCUUCCCGUUUCAUUUAUUUCUACAACAAAAUAGAAGAAUGUUCUCAGUGGUGGUUCUCAGCAACUCUUCAGCUGGUGGAAAGUGUGGGCAGUUUCUGUAUUCAGCAUCCUGGAAAAUGUGCGUUCCCUUGAGGAAGUGAUCCGCUGAAAGCGUGUACUUAGAAGAUUGUUCCAACCUGCCUUGCUGCGUUGCUCUAAAGCCCCGAAAUGUCUCGUCUCUAAUACUCCUUGGAAUUAGGAUCUCUUCUGCCAAAGAGACGCUACCUGCUGCGGUUAUCCGAGGAGCGCCAGAGUCAAGGAUGUUUAAAAUGGCUCUGAGCAUUUUAUAUGCGGUGUGGGGCUUGUUGUUGGAAGUAGCAGUAGCGUUUGGUCCAGUACCAAGGAUCACUUGGGAGCACAGAGAGGUCCAACUAAUACAUUUUCAUGAAUCGGAAGUGUCAAACUAUUCAACCUUACUGUUAAGUGAAGACAAAGAUGUUCUGUAUGUAGGAGCCAGAGAAGUGAUCUUUGCAUUAAACUCGGGGAAUAUUGCUGAAAAGCAGCACGAGUUACACUGGAAGGUCACUGAAGAUAAAAGAACUAAAUGUGCUGUCAAGGGCAAAUCAGAACAGACAGAGUGUCGUAAUUAUGUGCGUGUCUUGCAACAGCUGAAUGAGACUUUUCUCUAUGUGUGUGGAACUAAUGCGUUUCAGCCAACGUGUGAUUAUCUGAAUUUAAUUUCGUUUGAGCUUGGAGGUAAAAAUGAGGAUGGUAAAGGUAGAUGUCCAUUUGAUCCUGCUCAGAGCUACACCUCUGUUAUGGUUGACGAGGAGCUUUAUUCUGGGACUUCUUACAAUUUCUUGGGAAGCGAGCCUAUUAUUUCACGAAACUCUCAUCAGAGUCCUUUGAGAACAGAAUAUGCAAUACCUUGGCUUAAUGAGCCCAAUUUUGUUUUUGCUGAUGUGAUUAGAGCAGAUCAAAACAGCACAGAUGGAGAAGAUGACAAGAUAUACUUCUUUUUCACCGAGGUGUCUGUGGAGUAUGAGUUUGUUGGAAAGCUGAUGAUUCCAAGAAUAGCUAGAGUGUGUAAGAGGGACCAAGGAGGAUUAAGGACUCUGCAGAAAAAAUGGACUUCCUUUCUCAAGGCCAGAUUGAUUUGUACCAUACCUGAUAAGAAUUUAAUCUUCAAUAUUAUCAACGAUGUCUUUAUUCUCAAAUCUCCAAGUCUGAAGGAACCAGUGAUCUAUGGAGUUUUUACCCCGCAACUGAAUAAUGUGGGUCUGUCAGCAGUUUGUGCAUACAAUCUAUCUACUGUAGAAGAAGUGUUUUCAAAAGGAAAAUAUAUGCAGAGUGCUACAGUAGAACAAUCUCAUACAAAGUGGGUACGCUACAACGGGGAAAUUCCUAAUCCUCGACCUGGGGCGUGUAUAAACAACGAAGCCAGAGCUUCAAACUACCUGAGUUCUCUGAAUUUACCAGACAAAACAUUGCAGUUUGUUAAAGAUCAUCCUCUAAUGGAUGAUUCAGUGACCCCGAUGGGAGACAGACCACGACUAGUAAAACGAGACGUCAAGUACACCCAGAUUGUAGUAGACAGAGUCAGAGCGCUCAAUGGUACCAUAUAUGAUGUUAUGUUCAUCAGUACAGAUCAAGGAGCCCUGCACAAAGCUAUUAGCUAUGAAAAUGGAAUGCAUAUUAUUGAAGAAACACAGCUUUUCCCAAACUUUGAGCCGGUCCAAACUCUCUUGCUUUCAUCGAAAAAAGGCAAAAGAUACCUCUAUGCUGGCUCAAAUUCUGGUGUGGUGCAGUCUCCUGUGGCAUUCUGUGACAAGUACACCACUUGUGUGGACUGUGUUUUAGCAAGGGAUCCUUACUGUGCUUGGAAACCCCUUGAAGCUUCCUGUGUUGAUAUUCUUAAAGAAAGUGAAUUGGAAAGGAAUUGGAUUCAGAACAUAGGUGGUGAUGCUUCUUCUUGUUCUGAUAAAGUAAGAGAGAAUUCUCUUCAGCAUACAUUCAAGCAUGGGAGCACAGCAGAACUCAAAUGUUCUCAAAAGUCCAAUCUGGCACAGGUAGUUUGGAAGUUCAAGGAUGAUGUACUGAAAGUGGAGAGCCCCAAAUACCGUCUACUGGGAAAGGCACUGCUCAUCUUCAAUUUAUCGGAGGGAGACAGUGGCGUUUAUCAGUGUUUGUCAGAAGAAAAAGUGAAGAAUAAGAAAUUUUCUCAAGUGUUGGCUAAGCAUGUUUUGGAACUGAAAAAAAUCCAGCAUGUUACGGUGGGCCCAACUGUGGCAGCUGCAACAACAGAAGGUAAUAGCAAUGUACCAAAAGGGUCAGCUGUGCCAACGGAAGGGUCUACUGCUCAGACCUCCACCACUCAGAUUAUACCAGUAACAACAGCAAGGAUAAUAACAAAGCCAAUUGGCCCUGUCCUAACAAGCGCAGCCUCCAACACGGAGAUCUUCAAUGUGAUUCCUGAUGCAGUCCCAGAAAAGACAAUGUUUCUAAAGUCAAAUGAUAACUUCCUUUUAAUGUUCCUCUUUCUGUUCUUUUUCAUUCUCUUCUUGAGUCUGCUCUCCUACAACUGUUACAAAGGGUAUUUGCCCAGCCAGUGCUUGAAAUUCCGCUCUGUUAUGUUGCUUGGUAAGAAAAAAACAAAGUCAGAUUUUUCUGAUUGUGAGCAAAGCGUGAAAGAAACCCUGGUGGAGCAAGGCAGUGUCAGCCACCAGAACGGGGAGCAGCCGAAGCCGGCCCACGAUACCGGGUACGAAACCGAGCCGGACUGCGGGAACGGCCAGGUCCCACCCGGCAAUCCGCAGGCCUUCCGAGAAGUCAAGGACAAACCUUUCGAUGUCAAGUGUGAACUAAAAUACGCCGACUCGGACGCAGACGGUGAUUGAAGGAGACCAUCUUCCGAUUUAAUAACAAAAUCAACUGUGGUACUUGCAGCUAACUAUUGGAGCUGAGAGAGCGUGGGUGUGACAGCUGAGCCAGAGAAGGUUAUAUGUGCUUAAGCUAUUCAGCAAGCCAAUUUCCUUGCAAAUCUCACCAGAUUAGAAAAGUGGUGUUCUUGUCUGCAGAUCAUAGCAUUUUGUAUUAUACUUUUUUUUUUAACUUUUUUUUUUUUUUGAAUGGCCAGUUUCAGAUCCCCAUUUGGUUGUUCCUCAGAUUUUUUUUCCCCCAGAGUGCUUCACUCUGGCGAAUAGUUACUCGUUCUUUGACCCGAUUCUUCCCUAGAAUGAAAAUAACUUUCUAAUUCAGUUGGCUUUAAAAUGUACUUCAGUCUGCACAUAUUUUUAGCUGCCAUUAAAAAAAAAAAUCUAGUUUCAUUUUAAUUCCAAAUUGGAAAUUAAGUUUAGUUUAUCAGAUUGGUAAAUUAUAGACUUUUGUCCAGAUUGGGACAUUUUUUUUUCUUUGCUUCUAGCUGUUAUUUUUAGUUUGUGUGUUGGCACACUAGGUUUCUUUCAGUUAGUUAGUUUUUAACUGCUUUAAGGUAUCUUUUAGAAUUCAAUGCCUAAGGGGGAUAGGUUUGGCUUGAUUUAUGUAAGACUCAGGGAUAAUCUUGUUUAAAGGCUCUUUUCUUUGAUGCUUUCUAGAAAUUUAGAUAACAACAAUAAAAUCAGUUCAAAAUAUUUGGACUGGAGUAAGUGGGGGGGGGGGGGGAAA